This is a messenger RNA of Phytophthora infestans T30-4, 515 nucleotides long. RefSeq lists its product as uncharacterized. Gene Ontology annotation, biological process: translation. Lineage: Eukaryota; Oomycota; Peronosporomycetes; Peronosporales; Peronosporaceae. Gene Ontology annotation, molecular function: structural constituent of ribosome. The record is from RefSeq and is a predicted model, not a curated record. Bases 19 to 396 code for a protein of 125 amino acids. The transcript is spliced from 2 exons. Gene Ontology annotation, cellular component: large ribosomal subunit; ribosome.
CUCGUCAAUAAGCUCGUCAUGGCGCUCUUCCGGUCCCUCGCUCGCCAGUUUAAGACUAUUUCCGUUGCACAGCCCGCCGUCGCCCAAGCGCCGCGCUUCGCUGCCGUAAUUUCGGCUCCUAGCGCUUCCUCAAUGGUUACAUCCACGUUGGCCAUGCGUACCGCUGUCGCCUUUCCUCAGCUGCAGGUGCGUGCCAUGGGCUACAAGCUCAAGACUAAGGCUGCGGUUAAGAAACGCUUCAAAGUCAACUGCAACGGGCUCGUCAAGCGCGCGCAGGCCAACAAGCGCCACAUUGCCACCAAGAAGACUCGUGAGCGCAUUCGUCGACUCGGCAAGCCUGUGUUCGUGCAGGGACAGAUCCGCAAGAACGUGCUCCGGAUGCUUGGCAAGAAGUAAUCCUCAUACUUAAUGAGCUUCAUUGAUGACUUGCUAGAAGGCAACAGCAUUGCAGCUGUAGAUAGACAACACUUCAAAUGUGAAGGCUGGACACGACAGAAAUAUGGAGUUGGCACAGA